Messenger RNA from Verruconis gallopava, 2131 nucleotides. RefSeq lists its product as uncharacterized. The coding region runs from base 1381 to 2085 and encodes 234 amino acids. The record is from RefSeq and is a predicted model, not a curated record. The transcript has 2 exons. Gene Ontology annotation, molecular function: D-amino-acid oxidase activity; FAD binding. NCBI's taxonomy places the organism in Eukaryota, Fungi, Ascomycota, Dothideomycetes, Venturiales, Sympoventuriaceae.
CGCUUUGGCUGUACCUGAUGCCCGACGUCUGGUCCUGACUCUGUCUGUACACACAGUCGUUGUCGCUUUCUGUUCCUAACCUCGUCCUGUCAUCGUUGUCUCGAUCUUUACUGCAACCAGCCAUCUGUCCAUCCGUCCGUCCGCAGCCUUGGCCCGGCGAUUGAAUUUCCUCCUUCUCUUCCCAUCGCCGUAAUCCCACAAUGUCUCGACCCGUUUUGACUCGUUAGCGAGUCCGCUUGACUUUUGACGUGGCCUGUUUUGGUAAAGUCACACCUCUCGUCAACGGUGGGAACAGAAGGCCGUCACCAGCACAUCUCGCAAAAUUUCAAGCUCGAGGCCACUCUCGUUUAAACGGCCGGGACAGUCCCAUAAUUCCAUUUGUCAUUCGAUGACCUCAUCACCACAAGAGUCUCUUGUUGGUUCUCUCAGUAUUGCACGGAGUGCUUGCUGCCGUUGGUGUUUGCCGAACCCGUGCGUGAACCCGCUUAAGCUAUGGCUAAUCGCGUCAAUGUGUCGGUCCUCGGGUUCGUGCUCGCCUUGACCUUUCUGCAUAGCAUAAUCUCCAGAGAAAAACGCAUCUGUGCGGUGAACUAGUUCGGCUGAGAUUGACCGCAGAGCCGGCGUUGUCGGGCUAACGACAGCCUUGCUGUUGUCCAGCGACAAAAAAUACACCGUCACCAUUAUCGCGAAGCACAUGCCCGGUAAUUGACUUUAUCCCACUAACCACUGCUCUCUUUAAAAAAAAAGAAGAAAAGGAAAAAUGAACAAGAACCACAACAACUAUUGCUCAAGGCUUGUGAGGCUUUUUACUGACAGCUACCGAAGGUGACUAUGAUAUCGAAUAUGCGAGUCCAUGGUAUGCACCUCGUGCUUUGGCCUGAACAUCUCGUCAUUAGAUGAAACUAACAGUGAGACCGCCAAAAGGGCCGGUGCAAACUUCCUGCCCGUAAGUGCUAUAUUCGCUCAAGAAUGAAUGAGGGAAUUUGUCCGUCGCUUUUCGCUAUUCCUCAGUUUCUCAGCGACAUCUUCUCCACAGAGGAUAAGCAUGCGUGCUGAAUUUCUUCAAAAGUAUCUGGAAAGGAAAAUCAAAAUAAAAAAUGAGCCUGUUUCCUUGGGCGACAAGCAGCAAAGCAUCGAAAGCUCCUCGGCUUAUUAAAACAUCAGGUUGGCACACCCGGGUCUCAAAAGGCUCAAUUCGAACGGGAGACAUGGCCAGAGCUAGCUCGCCUCGCUCGAGCCGUUCCAGAGGCGGGAGUCCAUUUCCAAAGAACCACGGUGUACAACAGGAAAAAGGAUGUGGGCACACAUACGGGCCACUGGUUCGCUGAGUUGCUCAAAACCGACGCGUGGUUCAAAGACGUAGUACCAAACUUUCGUGUCAUGGAAAAAUCAGAGUUGAGGACUGGCAUGGACUCCGCAACCGAGUUUUCAUCAGUCUGCAUCAACACGGCCAUCUAUCUUCCCUGGCUUUUGGGACAGUGUCUCAAGAACGGUGUGGUCGUUAAGCGGGGUGUUUGCAAGCAUGUGAACGAGGCUGCAGACAUGCAUCACAGCGGGCAGCGUGCUUCCAUCGUGGUGAACUGCACAGGUCUCUCAUCGCGGUUCCUUGGAGGCGUGCAAGAUCAGAGCGUGUAUCCAGCCAGGGGCCAAAUCGUCGUCGUGAGGAAUGAUCCUCAGGUCAUGACAGGCACGUCGGGUACAGACGAUGGGGGCGAUGAGGUGUGCUAUAUCAUGCAGCGCGCAGCUGGCGGGGGGACGAUACUCGGGGGAAGCUUCCAGCAGCACAACUGGGAGUCACAGCCAGAUCCGAACUUGGCUAUACGGAUCAUGAAGCGCUGCGUGGAUUUAUGUCCCGAGCUCACAGGAGGAAAAGGCAUCGAGGCCUUGAGCGUGAUACGACACGGCGUGGGAUUGCGGCCGCUGAGAGAUGCAGGCCCACGAGUUGAGAGAGAGAGAAUUGGGGACGUAGAGGUGGUGCAUCAGUACGGGCACGGAGGCUUUGGCUAUCAAACCAGCUACGGGUCGGCACUUGAAGCUGUACGAUUAGUUGGUCAGGCGGCUUUGGCUUGGCCGCCAAAGCUGUGAGUUCGCAAAGGUAUAGAUGAACUAUCAAAACAUCGUCUAUGCUUCA